AUGUCCGCUCUUAUGCAAGUUCACACUUUUAAGCCCGAGAGUCUCGGCACCAUCGAGAUUUUCGGCACAUCUCUAUCCACCAAGACCCAAGCCUUGCUCAUUGCUCUCGCCGAGUGCAAUGUGAAGUUUAUCCACCACCCAAGCCUGCCUAACUCGCCCGAAAUCGCGUACUUCUCGCCUUUCGGCACGAUUCCCGUGCUUGUGCAUCGUCCCAACGGUAUGUACUCAACGCGCGAUGCUGUUGUUCUUUUCGACAUGAUGGCCAUUUGCCAGUACCUCUCUGAGCUGCUCUGCUCCAUGGACACGCAGAAAACGUUCUGUCUCAUGCCAAAGGUGGAAAACGAACACAGCCGCAACUUUGCCGAUUCUGUCGUCUUGCGAUCGACCGUAAUCCAGCUCAACAACAUUGUGUCCUCAUUCAUCCAGACGGUUGUGGAGGACCGUUACGUUAAGCCGUACUUUGCCCUCCGUAACAACGGUGCGUCGCAGGAGGACAUUUCGAUGGCUCUCUCUGAGAACUUCUACAAUGCCAUGGAUGCUCUUAUCCAGCUUGAGAACAUGAUCAAGAAGACUCAGGAGCGUCUUCAGAUCACACCUGAGACCCACUUCAUCUUGGGUAAGGAGCCCACUUGGGUCGCCGUUUUCCUCUUCCCCAUUCUCCGUGACUUCCGCGCUACGAACCCUAAGACGGUGCUCACGGGUGGCUCGCAAGAGCGCCUUCCUCUUUUGGCCAACUUCCUCCAGGCCUUCGAGAUUCGCCACAGUGCUGUGUCCACGUUCCGUGGCUCUUUCGCUGCCUCGGUCUAA
Malassezia restricta is the source of this 807-nucleotide messenger RNA. RefSeq lists its product as uncharacterized. Bases 1 to 807 code for a protein of 268 amino acids. The record is from RefSeq and is a predicted model, not a curated record. Lineage: Eukaryota; Fungi; Basidiomycota; Malasseziomycetes; Malasseziales; Malasseziaceae. The transcript has a single exon.